Molecule: messenger RNA, 417 nt
Organism: Rhizoctonia solani
Lineage: Eukaryota; Fungi; Basidiomycota; Agaricomycetes; Cantharellales; Ceratobasidiaceae
Product: Cgr1 domain-containing protein
Exons: 4
Coding region: 1-417 (138 amino acids)
Source: RefSeq, a predicted model, not a curated record
AUGACCACACCGGUCAUCCCAAUGUCACCAGCACAACCUGUCGAGGCAGCGACUCACACCGAGGAGGCAGAUUUUUACCACUUGCACAGACAAGUAAUGGAAGAGCGAGUGGAAAAGGAUGGAAAUCUCAAAAGACAGCUACAAAGUAUGCGAUCCCACAUGCAAGCAGGAGUAAGGGCCAAGUCAUGGGAGGCGAGGAUGCGUAAGACUGCUGCCGAGACGGCUGUGAAAAGACUUCACAAGGAAAUGAUUGAGGAAAAGGCGGCAGAAGCUGCAAGGCGACGAGAAGUUUCGCAGGAGCGUAAGAGGGUACGAGCAGAAAAGGCACGUCUUGAAGAAUUGGCUGCGAAGAUGAGUGCAAAAAAGGCGGAGCGAUUACGAAAGAGAGCAGGCCGGAGCAAGAAAGUGAACGGAUAG